CCUCCCCUCUAAUUGGCUUUUCCAUCCGCAAAUCAGCGCGGUCCUUUCGCAACGUCGCGUUGCUGCAGCGACCCCGGACACACGUGAAGCGGUUGCGCAUGCGCGAGCGCCCCCCGCGCCCCCCCAGCCAUGGCGGGCCGGGGCCGCGGCCGGGGCCGGGGGCAGAUGACGUUCAACGUGGAGGCCGUGGGCAUCGGGAAGGGGGAGGCGCUGCCCCCCCCCACGCUCCAGCCCUCCCCGCUCUUCCCGCCCCUGGAGCACCGCGCGGCCCCGCUGCCGGGGGGCGAGGAGGGCGAGUACAUGUUAGCGCUGAAGCAGGAGCUGAGGGGGGCCAUGAGGAACCUCCCCUACUUCGUAAAGCCUGGGGCACCCCGGAGAGAUAUCGAGCGCUACUCGGACAAGUACCAGCUCUCCAGCCCCGUUGACAGCGCCAUUGACUGGAACCCAGACUGGAGGCGGCUGCCGCACGAGCUGAAGAUCCGGGUGCGACGGCUACGGAAGAACCGAGCCACCAUCCUCGUUCCCAAGUGCAAGGAGCGGGUGGCGCUCGACAAGGAGGAGGCCAUAAAGAAGCUGGAGAGUCUGGAGAAGAAGGAGGAGGAGGUGACAUCGGAGGAGGAAGAGGAGAAGGAAGAGGAGGAGGAAGGGAAGGAGGAGGAGGAAGAGGAGUACGACGAGGAAGAGCACGAAGAGGAGACCGACUACAUCAUGUCCUACUUCGACAAUGGGGAGGACUUUGGUGCUGACAGUGAUGACAACAUGGACGAGGCCGUCUACUGACCCCCCCCUGGACAUUGGGGUCCCCUGUCACCCCCCCAGGACAUUGGGGUCCCCUGUCCCCGCCCUGGACAUUG
Messenger RNA from Neopsephotus bourkii (Bourke's parrot), 854 nucleotides. It is a transcript of the gene POLR3GL, whose product is annotated as RNA polymerase III subunit GL. The record is from RefSeq and is a predicted model, not a curated record. Bases 130 to 780 code for a protein of 216 amino acids. NCBI's taxonomy places the organism in Eukaryota, Metazoa, Chordata, Aves, Psittaciformes, Psittacidae. Gene Ontology annotation, biological process: transcription by RNA polymerase III. The transcript has 8 exons. Gene Ontology annotation, cellular component: RNA polymerase III complex.